Messenger RNA from Plectropomus leopardus (leopard coralgrouper), 741 nucleotides. The record is from RefSeq and is a predicted model, not a curated record. Lineage: Eukaryota; Metazoa; Chordata; Actinopteri; Perciformes; Serranidae.
GUUUGGGAGGGCCGCUGGAGGGUCAUCCCUUUCCAUGUCCUGCCAGAGUGGCUAAAGGACAACGAUUACCUCCUGCAUGGACAUCGGCCCCCUAUGCCCUCCUUCCGGGCCUGUUUUGGAAGCAUCUUCAGAAUUCACACUGAGACAGGAAACAUCUGGACUCACCUGCUAGGGCUGAUCUUAUUCCUUUGUCUGGGCACGUUAACCAUGCUGCGGCCCAACAUGUAUUUUAUGGCCCCUCUGCAAGAGAAAGUGGUGUUCGGGAUGUUCUUCCUGGGAGCUGUGCUCUGCCUCAGCUUCUCCUGGCUUUUUCACACCGUCUACUGCCACUCUGAGAAAGUGUCUCGCACCUUCUCAAAGCUUGACUACUCGGGCAUCGCCCUCCUGAUCAUGGGCUCCUUCGUGCCCUGGCUGUACUACUCGUUCUAUUGUUCCCCUCAGCCUCGACUUAUCUACCUCACCAUUGUAUGUGUCCUGGGCAUUGCCGCCAUCAUAGUGGCUCAGUGGGACCGGUUCUCAACACCUCGUCACAGACCUACAAGAGCAGGUGUGUUCAUGGGUCUUGGAUUAAGCGGCAUUGUCCCCACCAUGCACUUCACCAUCGAGGAGGGCUUUGUUAAGGCCACCACAGUGGGCCAGAUGGGUUGGUUCUACCUGAUGGGUGCCAUGUAUAUCACUGGAGCGGGUCUGUAUGCUGCCAGGAUCCCUGAGCGCUACUUUCCUGGAAAGUGUGACAUCUGG